Manacus vitellinus (golden-collared manakin) is the source of this 6235-nucleotide messenger RNA. RefSeq names its product transmembrane protein 178B. Bases 899 to 1783 code for a protein of 294 amino acids. NCBI's taxonomy places the organism in Eukaryota, Metazoa, Chordata, Aves, Passeriformes, Pipridae. The record is from RefSeq and is a predicted model, not a curated record. The transcript has 4 exons. Gene Ontology annotation, molecular function: kinase activity. Gene Ontology annotation, cellular component: membrane.
GAAGGAAGGGAGCGCGGCGUUGGGCUGCCUGGAUGAAAGCGCCGGCGAAUAAAGCAGGCGAGCGAAUGGCAAGGCUGGCAGAGAGAAGCCGAGAUGUCUCCGAAGCCAAGAUGCCAGUGACUGUCAGCGAAGUCUGCUGAGGGAGAGAGCCGUGCGUGCCCGCGUUUCCAGAGCCAGCCGGGGAGGGUAUGCUUUAACCACGGUUUCAAACAGCAGCAGCAGCAGCAGCCAGCAACAACAACAGAUUGCUCCCCCCUCUUGCUCCCUCCCCCUCGACCCCGCUUUAAACCCAAGCAAGUGACCGACCAUUCAGACGACGAUGCUCUUGCUGAGCCGCUGACAAAAGACAAGUCACCCAUUCCUGUAAACGGGACAACUGGCUGCUUGCAAGUGGGAGAUGUCAAGCUGUUGAACUUUUCUGCUCUGUGACGAUGCUGUGGUGAGCUUGCUGAUCUAAAAGCCAUCUCUUCUGGAUUUCUGAGCUGGCCGGAUUGCAAGAGAUUAAUGGACUGAUCAGCCAUCAGGUUUCUUCAGGGGGAUACAUCCCUUCAGCCCCUGUCACUCGGGUGCUCGUGGUGAGGGAAGCAGGACAUCUUUGUGUAGGUGGGUCACUGGCUCGCUCCCAUUGGAGGUGCAAGGCUGUGUUUCUCCUCGCCAGGUCUCCUCUGUAGAGGAGGAGAGGCAGAUGAGACUCCAGGACUGCCUCCAGGGCAGAACUUUGUAGCGCUCUCAGCAUCCCUCUGCAGUGUGGAUGUGAGCCACGGGAGUUGGGGAUGUUUGAGGCAGACUCUGCCAAGUGACACCUAACUCCAGCUGCUCUGGAGGUUUUUGCGUGGUCUCACACCCAAGGGCUUUGCCUGUUGUGAAGAUGUCCAUGGUGUUUCUGUGAAGCUGAGGUAUGGCUGCUGGAAGGUUACUGCUGUAUGCUGGCCUGUCUUUAGCUCUGUGUGCCCUGGGCAUGCUGGCUGUGGCAAUCUGCUCUGACCAUUGGUACGAAACUGAUGCCAGGAAGCACAGAGAGAGGUGCAAGAGCAUCACCACAAAGAGAAAUGAUCCUGGCUUCAUUUAUAACUCCAACAACAACCUGCCUCUCAGGGCCAGCAGGUCUAGGUUGGACCGCUGGGAAGGGAAACUCCUCUUGGCAAGAAACAGGAGGCAGAUCUUUGCUAUGAGCGCAGUCGACGAGUGCAACAGACAGUACAACUCGACCAACAUGGGGCUCUGGAGGAAAUGCCAUCGACAGGGAUUCGACCAGGAGCUGGAGGAGCUGAUUGCCAAAGGAGCAAUUGAGCGGUGCUCGUACAUCAAGUACCACUACUCCUCAGCGACCAUUCCCAAGAACCUCACCUACAACAUCACCAAGACAAUCCGCCAGGACGAGUGGCACGCCUUGCAUCUGCGCAGGAUGACAGCUGGCUUCAUGGGCAUGGCUGUGGCCAUCAUCCUCUUUGGAUGGAUUAUCGGGGUGCUGGGGUGCUGUUGGGAUCGAGGCCUUAUGCAGUAUGUGGCGGGGCUUCUCUUCCUCAUGGGAGGAACCUUCUGCAUCAUUUCACUGUGCACGUGCGUGGCUGGAAUCAACUUUGAGCUCUCCCGCUACCCCCGCUACCUGUAUGGACUUCCCGACGACAUCAGCCAUGGCUAUGGCUGGUCCAUGUUCUGUGCGUGGGGGGGCCUGGGCCUCACUCUUAUCUCUGGCUUCUUCUGCACUCUGGCCCCUUCUGUCCAACCUGUCCCCAGGACCAACCACCCCAAAUCUAGACCUGAGAAUGGGACAGUGUGCUAAAACAAAUAGCAAACGAAUACACACACACACAAAAUACAUAUAUAUAUAUAUAUGUCUGUGUAUGCCUAUACAUGCAUAUAUAUGUAUAUAUAAUUAUAAAUAUAUAUAAAAUCUCAAAUUAAUGCCAGUGCCAAGGUAGAGCUGAGUCCAACACGGCACUCACAUCUCCACUGGACUCUGUGUUGCUUCAUUCUUUCUCACAGUAAUGGGAAAGCUUUUCUCUCACAUGGCUCUUCCAUCCAACUUUUAACUUCGGCAUCAUACCUUAGAGGUCAAAUGAACCUACAGUUGCACCUACCUACUGCCAUUUGGGAAGGGGAACAGGGGAUCCAUAUGGGGAAUCUGGAACCAGAAUCUGUACAGGACAUGGUGGGGGUGGGGGCGUGGGAGGGGAAAUGACACAAAAAGCGUGUCCAUUGCAGCCAGAAGGGAAAAUACAAACAGCAAGCAAAGGAGCAAAUGAAGCAUUUGAACCACCUCAACGACGUACCUCCUCAAGGCCACUAUCAGAAACCCACCCACUUUCUUUUUCUUUCUUAAAACAAAAUGACAGAAAGCCUGUCCUGUCACUGGUUUUGGGGUUUUGUUGGGUUUUUUUUCCCUUAAAACACAGAAAACAAAACAGACAAAACAUGUGAGGAAAAGCAGACAAGCAUUUUCUCUUUGCCUGCCAAACUUUAGAGAGAAGCAAACAAGUAAAAAAAAAAAAAAGUAAUAAACCCCUACAGAUUUAAGAAAAUAAAACCAGAAACAGCAACAACAACAAAAAACUCCAAGAGGACAUCUCAGCGGACUUUCCAACAAUGCGGUUUUAAUCUUCCAGCUGCCUUACAUCCAGGCUUACAACUGAGGCUGAACUGCUAAUGUAAAUGCAGCAGAAGGCCUUUUGAAAAUGCUGUGAUACAUGUGUGUAGAACUUUUUCUUCCCUCUUCCUUUAUUUAUUUUUUUUAACAAAAAGAAAAAUUUAAAACAUUGCAAUGUGAUUGUCCACCAAACCAUCCAUGCUGUGUUUGUGGCCCAAGACUGAGGCACCGCAACGGCAGAAACGUGAGGAAAUCCGUCAGGCCUGAGACAGCACAUCUUCUCUGAUGGAUCUUGGGAUGUUUUUUUUGUUUUCACGGAGCACCUGAGGGUUCAGGAUGGUGGAUCCAGAGGAAAACCGACUAACGAGAAGGGAGGUGGGGGGAGCCCUGGCAGUUGUUCUUCCCAGAUAUUUGCUGGAAUGGGAUUUCAUCAAGUUUCCAUUUUGGAGGUUUAAGACAACUGGGCAAAAGCCAUUGCUGAGGAGGAAAAGAGAGCUAAUUUCAGUAAGAAGGAAGUAAGAGAUGCCUCUCAUUGUGUUCAUGUAUGCCAAAUAAGACCUUCCUACAUCUUGUCUUUGGAAACUGGAUCACUGGAUAUCUCCACUCUCCAUCUGGGAGAACUGUGUACAGAUGGACGUGAAAGGGUCAGAUGCAGAGAACAGAGAUCCAUUUCCCAUGAGCUUAAGCAUUGUAUGAUAUAACUGUGAAUCUGCAAAUGGAACUCUCUCUCUUUUUUGGUCUUUCUCUUUUUCCUGCUACUCCUCUCCCUAUUGUCUCCUUUUUCCUUCACUCUGCUCUUCCCGUUGUUCAGGUCAUAGGUCCCAGAAGAUCUAAAUGAACAGCUAAGUCUGGAGAGGUGGGUGAAUGCCAUUAGAGGAAGGAAAGCAUUUUGGCUAUGAGGACACCGAGUCCUUGCAGGGGAUCAGUGGCUCAGGGGAAUGUGGGGAAGAAGGGCCAAGGGUGUAACCAAAGGGACUGAAGAAGGAUGACUGAAUUGCCAUGUGCAGGAGUGAGGGCACCACUGACAAAUAUACAGACAAAGGGAGACAGGACAAAGAAAAAAGGUCUCCCCUAAACCAACCCAACCCAACAUGCUCUUAAUUCAGGGAUAGUACCAGCAAUCCUUUUGUACAUGAUAGCUGCAUGCCAUCAUGAGUCAAUAAAAAGUCAUCCUCUGCAUCUAAAAAAUCUCACAAGGAGAACAAGGCAACCUAUUGAGGCUGUACCUGCUGCACAGAAAUGCAGGCAUUAAUUUCCAGGUCAUACCAUUUACUUAAGCUGGCAAGAAACAGUAUUGCUUGGUUUAAAAAAAAUCUGGCUAACAAAUAAUUCUUACACAAUACAAUUCCAUAGCCAGCUAUUCUCCUUGCAGCCCCUCUUCCCCUUUACACCUUGUGUGAUGAUGUUGCUGUAUUAACUGUACCCCGAGAAAUGAAGUUUUUUGAAGGGCAUGUUGGAGUAGGGUAGAUUUGGGAUCCUUUCCUUCUUUCUCAACUACCUAGCUUUUGCUUUUCGUUGUCUACAAUUUCCCCAAACAUGCCAAUGCCAGCUGCUAAGUCAGUGUGUUGCCAAUGAAGUGCCAUCCCUGUCAACUGAAGUUUCAUAAUUUCAUUUUCCAUUAGAUGUGACCAGAGAAAUUAUUUAUUUAUUCAUGUUGAAAAUACAAGCCUUGAAGAAACUUCCUGUAUAAGUAGAUUGGUUUAUUUAUUUUUUUCUGGCAAGGUUUUCAAAUAGAGUGGUUUUGAAAAGUUUUGAAACCAUUUGACUGUGCAAGUGCCUACUUGGUAAGGAGGAUGAUAAAUUACCAUUGAACAGAAGAAGGAAAUUUAAAAUAAAAACAGUCUUGGAAAGCUAAAUGAAAGCUGAAAGCAGAAAACCAAUAACUGGAAACCAAGAGAGACCUAUAAAAAAUUGUUCAUUUCUUUGAGAUACGAAAAAUUUUGCAAAAAAGCAACUUCCCAUUAAGAUAUUAUUAGGAAAAUUAUAGCUGUUUCAUUAAAACAGCUUUGAAUGCAGACUUUCUUCCUCCUCUGCAGGGCUGAGUGUGAUAGGGAAGGUGUUUCAUGUGAAUACAGAUAUCUGGAGUGACCCAGGUAAACCAAAGUGCACAGAGGUAUCUAGCUGGAGUCCACCAUCAGGCCCUGUGGCAUGGAAAGCAGUACAGCAGCUCCUGUGAUGAUGUAUCCUUGUGUGGUCCAUGAGUGCUCAUAGGGUGUAUUUUUCUACAGAUACAGUUUUGAAAGAGGUAUAGCAGUAAGAUUUAAAGAAAUUGAAGAAGUAAUUUUGCUGUUUCAUGGAUUUUCAAAGCUUUGCUUUCUUUCUGCAGCUGGUACAAAAACAGUUUUGCCUUGAUGGAGUAUUCUGUGAUAGUGUUGGUUUACAAGCUAUAUAUGAGCCUGUGUGUCCAUCUGUGUGUGGCAAUGGUGGAAGAGGGUUAUGAUUAUUUUCAUUGUCAACAGAAAAGUGUUAACCCCGGAUCAUUGGGCCAGUUCUGUGAUUUUCCACUUGCUGUAGCACAGGUUCUGUAAGGCCUUUGUGGCUAUGGAGCAUCUUAAAAGCUAUGGGAAUAUCUGAAGCAGCAGGUGAUCAUAUCACCUUAAUCUCCAACUGGAUCCCCCAAAACAGUUUGGACUGGUUGUCCAAACACUAGUUUUCUCAUCAAUGCUUUAAGUAAGGGCAAAACCCCCUUGGGAUAUUGUGAAUUUUCCUCUGUGGUACUCAUAGAACUGGGAGGAGUCCCACGUGCUUCCAUACCCUUGAACGGGGCUCACAGCCCCACCACACUUUCUGUUGGCUCAGACUCGUCUUUAGAGCAGGGUUGACUCAAAAUACACCUAGAUCCAAAUUUGUGAUGGUUAGUGUCUCCAUCUGUCCUGAGCCAAAGCACACUCACAUCUAGUCUGAGUUUCUGCAUUUUGGGGAGGCUUUGAAAUAUCCUUCUGAACAGAGAUUCAAGCUUUUUGACUAGUGCGUGGUUUCUUAGUUGGAGGAGUAGCUAAUUAGAAAUCUGUUAUCUGUUAUCCCAGCAUUAAGGGGCUUGACCCCAUCCCUCAGAACCGCUCUGGCCAAGUGCCUAGGCAUGUGCUUUACUUGGAGCAUGUGACUAAUCCCCUUAACUUUGGUAGACUAUUCAUAUGCUUAAAGUUAAGAAUGUGCUUUCCCGGGUGACAUUCAGCUUCCUGCAGAGUCCAACCCCCACUCUUCUUUUCCUAUCCUCCCCCUGCAGAUAAAGUGACACUCUUGUCCUAACCUGAGGUAUCAGCAUGUGCUUGACCUCCCUUUCCAUGAGGUGGAAAGGCAGGGUCCAUAUCUGGCAGGUUCUUUCCCGCAUGUGGCCUUUCAUGUUGCACUGCUGGGACAACACUUCUCUGUGCUCCAGAGAUCAUGGAGUCACUUGACUGCAGUGAACACAGAUAUCACAAAACACCUAUCCCAAGGAUGCAGGAUGAAUUGUCUCAACCCACUGCACUCUGCAGGCUGAGGUUUUGUGUAGGUGACCCUCAGUUAUUGUACAGUGACAUUGCCCUUUGACUGCAGCGAGUCAGCUCCAGGGGUUCUGCUCUCCAUCCCUGCCGGGGACACUGGAUAUGAGAGAGGGCUACAUGGCAGGAGAACAUGUGAUAUGUGCCCUGUAUCUUAUGUACUGUA